Messenger RNA from Leptopilina heterotoma, 1351 nucleotides. RefSeq names its product mitochondrial tRNA-specific 2-thiouridylase 1. Gene Ontology annotation, biological process: tRNA wobble position uridine thiolation. NCBI's taxonomy places the organism in Eukaryota, Metazoa, Arthropoda, Insecta, Hymenoptera, Figitidae. The record is from RefSeq and is a predicted model, not a curated record. The transcript has 7 exons. Gene Ontology annotation, molecular function: sulfurtransferase activity. Gene Ontology annotation, cellular component: mitochondrion. Bases 167 to 1324 code for a protein of 385 amino acids.
UUUAUAAGUUAAGUAUAAACAAAAAAGUGCGGAGUGCCCGUGCACGUGCUUACUUAAGUAGAUGCAGUAGAUGCAACAAUGUUUAUAAGUAUACUGACGGCAUUUUGUAGCUUUCAAGUAUCAACUGUUUUUAUUUUUAUGAAAAUAUUUAAAUCCUAAUAUAAAAAUGUUUAAAAACAUAGUUAUUGGUAUGUCUGGUGGAGUGGAUAGUGCAGUUGCUGCUUUUCUAUUAAAAAGUAAAGGUUUUAAUGUUCAAGCAGUUUUUAUGCAAAAUUGGGAUAUCAAAGAUGAGACAGGUGAAUGUAUAGCUGACAAAGAUUUUGCCGAUGCAGACUUGGUUUGUAAAAAAUUAAAAAUUCCUCUUAUUCGUAUUGACUUUGUAAAGGAAUAUUGGAAUGAUGUUUUCAGCUAUCUGGUAGAAAGUUAUCAAAAUGGCGUAACACCAAAUCCUGAUAUACAAUGCAAUAAAAAAAUCAAGUUCAACAAAUUUUAUUUCUUUGCUCGCAAUGAACUUAAAGCAGAUGCUAUUGCAACGGGUCAUUACGUGAGGACAAAUUUCGGUCCAUACUUGGAAAAUUAUUCAGAAAAUACGAAUGUGAAGCUUUUGAAAGGAAAGGACGUUAUUAAAGACCAAGCAUUUUUUCUGUCUCAAGUUCCUCAAGAGUCUUUAAAAAAAUGUAUGUUUCCCGUCGGAGAAUACAAUAAGACAGAUAUAAAGAGAAUAGCUAAAGAAGCACAAUUAUAUUCUGUGUUGCAUAAAAAAGAAAGCAUGGGAAUAUGUUUUAUCGGUAGUCGAAAUUUUCAGAAAUUCAUUAAAGAGUAUAUAGAAAAUAAAUCAGGACAUUUCAUCGACUUUACUAAUGGAAAGACAAUGGGUUUCCAUAAUGGUUUUCAUUAUUGGACUGUUGGACAGGGAUGUAAAAUUGGCGGUCAAACUGACCGGUUUAUGGUAUUUCACAAGAAUAUUGAAACAAAUGAUAUUUGGAUAGUUCCAGGUACUAACCAUUCGACAUUAUAUUCAGAUUCAUUUAUAGCAACUAAACCAUAUUGGAUUUCCAAGGAACCUGAUAAAUUAAAAGAAAGUAAAUCUGUACUUAAAUGUGAAUUUCGAUUUCAACAUAGAAGGCCUUUGAUAACAUGUUCUGUAUUCAAAACAAAAAAUGAGAAGUUAAUAGUCCUUUUAUCGAAACCACUUCGAGCUAUUACUCAAGGCCAGUUUGCUGUUUUCUACAUGGGAGAAGAAUGUUUAGGAAGCGCAAAGAUUUUAUAUUGUGGUCCCUCUUAUUAUUCUUUAGGAAAAACCGAUACUUGUUUAGAAGACUAAAUAAAACAGAAUCACUACAAAACUAAA